Molecule: messenger RNA, 374 nt
Organism: Cutaneotrichosporon oleaginosum
Lineage: Eukaryota; Fungi; Basidiomycota; Tremellomycetes; Trichosporonales; Trichosporonaceae
Source: RefSeq, a predicted model, not a curated record
AUGGAUUUCUCGCAGUUCAACCCCGCCGAGCAGGCGCACAUGACCAAGCUCAUCGAGCGCAAGCAGAUGCAGGACUUUAUGCGUCUCUACUCGGGCUUGGUCGAGCGGUGCUUCAACGCCUGCGCCCAGGACUUUACGUCCAAGGCUUUGACAAGCAACGAGACUACCUGCGUCAACAACUGCGCCGACAAGUUCCUCAAGCACUCUGAGCGUGUCGGUGCCCGCUUCGCCGAACACAACGCCGACCAGAUGAAGUAGACAUCAUGUAUGAUAUUGUGGCCGCGCUUGUCAUGGACUCGAUCGCCUGACAGCUCAGAAGACAAUGCAUAUGAUACGGUGGGGUCACAGUGACUGAUGAUGACACGCCUACGCCU